GUCUGCUCUGGCUUUUCCUUCUUUUUCUUUAUGAUGUAGUGUCAAGUCAGACUUUGGUUCCACAUAUGUGGCUCUACGUCUGCAAUGGCAUAAAAUCAAAUCAAAAGAUGACCAAGCAAGCACAAACAUCACAGCCUUCCAAACCUGUCCACACAUCCAAGAUAAGAGUUGAACCGCUCACAUUAUAAAACCUACCAACCAAUUGCCUUGUUGCUUUAACUGCCUCUUCUUGCAAAGCAAAUCAUUUAACUGGAGUCCAGACAUGGGAGAAGUUGAUCCAGAUUUCAUACAAGACCCUCAUCACAGGCCUAAACUCUUCAUCAUCGAAGCCGAAGGCAUACCCUUGAUUGACCUGUCUCCAAUAAACUCCCCAGACUCCAUUACUGAUCCCAAAGCCAUUGAAGGUGUUGUUAGAGAAAUAGGCAGUGCAUGCAAGGGCUGGGGGUUCUUCCAAGUGAUCAAUCAUGGGGUUCAAUUAGAUAAGCUCCGAAAUAUUGAGACUGCUGCUAGGAAGUUCUUUGCUCUGCCCUUGGAGGAGAAGAGGAAGAUUAGAAGGGAUGAAAAAAGCGUGUUGGGUUACUAUGACUGUGAGCGUACCAAGAAUGUCAGAGACUGGAAGGAGGUGUUUGAUUUAACAGUGGAGGAGCCUACGUUAGUCCCGGCUUCGCCUGACCCCGAGGACAAGGAAGAGACAGAGUGGCAUAACCGAUGGCCGGAGUAUCCUCCAGAAUACAGGAAGGCCUGUGAAGAAUAUGCGCAAGAAAUCGAAAAGCUAGCUCUGAAGUUGAUGGGACUUAUUGCCUUGAGCCUUGGCUUGCCAGAAAACAGGUUCAGCAGAUACUUCAAAGACCAAACAACUUCUAUCUCACUCAAUUACUAUCCACCUUGUCCUUCCCCUCAGUUAGCUCUUGGUGUUGGUCCCCACAAGGAUGGCGGUGCGUUAACCGUGCUAGCUCAAGAUGAAGUUGGAGGAUUGGAGGUGAAGAGAAAAACAGAUGGAGAGUGGAUCCGAGUUAAACCCACCCCAAAUGCCUAUGUCAUCAAUGUUGGUGACAGUCUUCAGGUUUGGAGCAAUGAUAUAUAUCAUAGUGUAGAACACAGGGCAAUGGUGAACUCAGAGAAGAAAAGGUUUUCUAUUGCUUACUCUCUCAAACCAUCACACUACACCCUAAUCAAGCCCUUGAAGGAGCUAAUAAGUGAAGAAAACCCUGCCAAGUAUAGGCCAUACAACUGGGGAAAGUUUAUGACCCACAGAAAACUCACCAAUUUCAAGAAACUCAAUGUGGAGAACAUCCAAAUUCAUCAUUUCGGGUUAUCAGAAUAAGUGGGUAAGGAGGAGUUUUAUUUAUGUUAUUUCAGCUUCCUGAUCCUGUGCAUACCAUGUUGUAUAUCAAUUCAGAAAAUAAUGGCACGCUGUGUAUAGAACUGACUUGUAAGGAACUUUUUCUGAAACAAGGCCUGGUUAAUUUGUCAACCAGAUCAGUAAUAUAAUUAUCUACAAAUAUGUUCUGCUUCGACAACUAAGAACAUAUUCCGGAGAAUCA
Prunus dulcis (almond) is the source of this 1544-nucleotide messenger RNA. RefSeq names its product probable 2-oxoglutarate-dependent dioxygenase At5g05600. Gene Ontology annotation, molecular function: dioxygenase activity. The coding region runs from base 263 to 1324 and encodes 353 amino acids. The record is from RefSeq and is a predicted model, not a curated record. The transcript is spliced from 3 exons. Lineage: Eukaryota; Viridiplantae; Streptophyta; Magnoliopsida; Rosales; Rosaceae.